AUGUCUCUACAUCAGGUGGCGUCAAUGGCGGCGGUCUCCGGUGGUCACUGCGAAUUAGCUAUCAUGUCAUCUGUCCCUCUCCGCGCCACGUCAUUUUCUUUCCAUUUUCCCGUCUUCUGUCCCUCCACUUGCUCCCCCCUUUCAAGAUCUCGCGACUGUCACCCCCUUCCCCUCUAUCAUCAGAAUCCUCGGAGGAGAAACCCGGAAAAGCAGAAGGUUCUGAGGGUGGACUGCGCGGCAGGCCAGCCAUUGAAGGUGAUCAUAUUAGGCGCCCCGGCGUCGGGGAAAGGAACUCAGUGCCGAAUGAUCGUCGAGAAGGCAAGUUUCUUUUUUCUACCAUUUUGGAAUGAAGCUCUAUUAGAAGUUGCACAUUGGAUAAGCGAAGUGGCUUGGACAGGCUACGAAUGUGCUCUU
Messenger RNA from Phalaenopsis equestris, 414 nucleotides. RefSeq lists its product as uncharacterized. The record is from RefSeq and is a predicted model, not a curated record. The annotation marks the transcript as partial. The transcript has 2 exons. Lineage: Eukaryota; Viridiplantae; Streptophyta; Magnoliopsida; Asparagales; Orchidaceae.